Molecule: messenger RNA, 1586 nt
Organism: Nerophis ophidion (straightnose pipefish)
Lineage: Eukaryota; Metazoa; Chordata; Actinopteri; Syngnathiformes; Syngnathidae
Gene: borcs8
Product: BLOC-1 related complex subunit 8
Exons: 6
Coding region: 126-518 (130 amino acids)
Cellular component (GO): BORC complex
Source: RefSeq, a predicted model, not a curated record
CUUUAUGCGUUUCCUACCCGGAGCCGUUUAUUAGUGCACACGACAACACAAACCCAGAAGUAGCUGGUAGGACAGGAAUAAAGCCACAAUUAUUUGUUUGCUGCAUAUUUUAUUUAGCUUUCAUCAUGGAAGACCAAGAAUUGCAACUCAAAGUCAGACGAGUGAGUGACAAAUUUACUGAAAGCAUGUACGUCCUGGCCAACGAGCCGUCCGUGGCUCUAUACAGACUGCAAGAGCACGUCAGGAGGUCGCUUCCUGAACUGGUGCAACAUAAGACCGACAUGCAAUGCUCGGAGGAGCAAAGUCAAGGAGCCAUCUACUCAGUUGAAUAUGCCUGCAGUGCCGUGAGAAGCAUGGCGAACAGCUGCGUGUAUUUCAAAAACAUCGACGGCCUCCUCCGACAAGCGAUCAGCAUGAAGGAGCAGAUCAGCGCCUCUCAGGGACGCAGUUUGCAUGACGCAACACCUUCCCCCAGUCCCAAUGUUGCUGCCUCACUUGCAUCAUCCACCUCCGCGUGAUGGAGCUGUCUGUCCAAGAAAGAGGACCGUGGAUCCGGCCAAUCCAAGGGACACAGGAGACAGGCUGAACCCUGGAAUGUGACAACACUUUCCGGGCUUUUCUCCUUGGCUCCGCUACCUUUUGAUUUCAGCUGAAACAAGGUCAUAAAGAUCAGAACUCCUACAACCCCCUCAAGCACAAGCUACCAAUGGAACAGCAGGCCCCAGCGCUGCCAGGUUCGGAAUUAAAAACACUUAAGUCAUGGACGCCACUCAAAGGACGCAUUGUUUUCUUGGGGCUUGUUGGACAAGAACUGAACUGCUUGUUUUCUCUCAGUCGGACAUUCAAUUUCCGGUCAUGCACCGUGUUUAGUUGAAAAGUAUCUGUCUUGGUCCAUACCUGCCAAGUAGACACACACUCCGAGGCAGAACAGUCCGACUGCCACAUGUCGCAGGGCUCUGCUGUCCAAAAGAAACCAAUCUGCUCUGUGGACACAAACAUUGCCUUGACUGUACAAAAAAGCUUCAUUGCACCGACAUUUGUUAGACUUUUUAGUUCUAACGAACAAUGCAUUCUAAAGCUCAUUACUAUUCACACUGUCUCACUAGUUCCAGGGGAGAGUGGUUCUGAGGUCGGGGGGGCAAACCGCUGAAUUUGUAAGCCGACGUGGGAAAGAGCUAGCUACAAGCUGUGUGCUGACUACGUAAUGAAAAGGUUAUUGUUUAGACAGGCUUAUUGGAUCGGGUGGCAUUAUUUCAGUGUUGGCCACUGCACAACCACACAACUUUUUUAUUUUUGAAAUUCCACGUUAACCCAUUUUUAUUACAUUGCAUUGUGCGGUGUGUUUACCAACACAUGAUUGUGCAAGUAUGUGACAUUCAUGCUAAAUACAUGUGGUCAAUGACAGAGAGACCUAAAUUAGCUGUUUUCAAAGAGUGGCACAGGGAGUCUCACAAGACACUAUAAUAGUUAGGGCCUCCCUUACACCCCAAAAUAUGUUGUGGUGUUUUCCACUCAACCUACUCUGUUUUUGUCGUUAUAGUAACUAAAAAUCAAUAAAUGUUUCCUUCAAACAAAACUGAAAAAAA